Messenger RNA from Chaetura pelagica (chimney swift), 1489 nucleotides. RefSeq names its product cell division cycle 6 (gene CDC6). Lineage: Eukaryota; Metazoa; Chordata; Aves; Apodiformes; Apodidae. The record is from RefSeq and is a predicted model, not a curated record. The annotation marks the transcript as partial. The transcript has 11 exons. Gene Ontology annotation, biological process: cell division; DNA replication initiation; mitotic DNA replication checkpoint signaling. Gene Ontology annotation, molecular function: ATP hydrolysis activity; DNA replication origin binding. Gene Ontology annotation, cellular component: nucleus.
AUGGCCACCGAGCCGUGUGUGGCCAGAAGUGAUGACAACCUCUGCAAUGUUCCCCAUGCUCUGCCCUGUUCCCCGGCCAAGCGCAGCAAGGAGAACCAGGGGCGCCGCUUGCUUUUUGGGGACCCCCCGGCCUCCCCUGAGAAGCCCAGCAGCCCGGUGCUGUCCCCACGGCGUGGGGGGCAGGAGACCCCCCGCAGCUCGGGGCCUGGCAGGCACCCUGCCCGCAGCCGGCUCUUCAGGCAGGAAGGUACCUGCUACCAGCAGGUGAAGCGGGUGCUGCACGCGGCCGUGCCUGAGCGCCUCCACGCCAGGGAGAAGGAGACCAGCACCAUCCGGCAGUUCCUGCGGGAACACGUCUGCGGCCACCGGCCCGGCAGCCUCUACAUCUCUGGAGCCCCCGGGACGGGGAAAACGGCCUGUCUGAGCCGUGUCCUGCUCGACUGCAAGGAUGAACUCUCUGGGAGCAAAACGAUCGUCCUGAACUGCAUGUCGCUGAGCAGCCCCCAGGGUGUCUUCCCUGCCCUGGGGCAGCAGCUGGGCCUGCCCGUGGUCACUGGCCGGGAGGGCCUGCGCAGGCUGGAGGCAAAGCUGACAGCCCAGGGGCCCAUGGUCCUCCUAGUGCUGGAUGAGCUGGACCAGCUGGAGAGCAAGGGGCAGGACGUGCUCUACACCCUCUUUGAGUGGCCCCAGCUGCCCAGGUCCAGGCUUGUCCUUGUUGGCUUGGCCAACGCUCUGGACCUGACGGACCGCAGCCUGGCCCGGCUCAGUGCCCGCCCCGCCGGCAGCCCCCAGCUGCUGCACUUCCCGCCCUACACCAGGGAGCAGCUCACUGCCAUCCUGCAGGAGCGGCUGGGACAGGUGGAGGGUGACCCCGUCCUGGAUGCUGCUGCGCUCCAGUUCUGUGCCCGCAAGGUCUCCGCGGUCUCUGGUGACGCUCGCAAGGCCCUGGAUGUCUGCAGACGUGCCGUGGAGGUGGUGGAGCUGGAGGUGAGGAGCCAGACCCUGCUCAAGCCACUGCCCAGCGGUGACUCCCCGGUGUCCCCCGUCCCCAGACGUGUGGGGCUCCCGCACAUCUCCCGGGUCAUCUCAGAGGUGUUUGGGGAUCGGUUGGCGCUGGGGGGGCAGGGGGGCCGGGAUGCCUUCCCCCUGCAGCAGAAAGUGCUGCUCUGCUCCCUGCUCCUGCUCGCCCGGCACCUGCACACCCGGGAGGUGACGCUGGGGAAGCUCCAUGACACCUACAGCCAGGUCUGCCGGCGGCAGCAGCUCCCCCCUGUUGACCAAGUGGAGUGUCUGUCCCUUGUCACCCUCCUGGAGUCCCGUGGUGUCCUUGAGCUGAAGAAAGCCAAAGAGGCCCGGCUGGCCAAGGUCUGCCUGAAGAUGGAAGAGGCUGCAGUGGAGCAUGCUCUGCAGGAUGUGGUGCUGGUGGGCAGCAUCCUGGCUCAGGGGCUGCCUUUCCCUCCCUGGAAGCCCCUCCCCACAGCCCCUUGCU